Molecule: messenger RNA, 1308 nt
Organism: Trypanosoma conorhini
Lineage: Eukaryota; Euglenozoa; Kinetoplastea; Trypanosomatida; Trypanosomatidae
Exons: 1
Coding region: 1-1308 (435 amino acids)
Cellular component (GO): plasma membrane
Source: RefSeq, a predicted model, not a curated record
AUGGCAGGGAUGAGCGGCACGGGUGGAGUAGAGGUGCACACCCCGCAGCUCUGGCGACGGUCCCCGGAGUUGCAGCCCACCAGAGAGUUCUUAGUUGCGGGCAUCGGGGAUGAGGCGGGGGCCGCCGCAGGCUCAAAGGAACGGUUGGUGCGUCUCGUUAUGGGGUCGCUGUCGGUGGUGGAUUGGGUGCGCAGCCAGUGGCUGCUUGGCCUCUUCAUAUUGAGUAUUGGCAUGGCAUAUUACCACCCCGUCUCGGCGGACAUGGCCACCAGUGCCUGGACGCGCGUCCUCGUCUUAGUCUCCUUCACACUAAGCGGUGCCUCCUUCCCAGACGUUGACAGGGGCGCCACGCUGCGUUUUAUGGGUCCUGCGAUUACCAUGUUUAUCAUGAGCUUUCUUUUUUCCCCUAUUGUGGGGGUGGGCGUAUACAUGACGCUUCGUAGCAGCAGUGAGACAAACUAUCUAGCGGUGGGUUUAAUGUGCACGUUUUGCUUGCCUCCGUCUGUGAUUCUUUCCGUGGCGGCAGUGCGUUCGUCGCAAGGGAGUGAGGCUCUUUCACAGUACCUCAGUGCGGUUGGUAGUGUGUGUGGCGUUGUCCUCUCCCCGUUGCUAAUGCUGGCAUGCAUGUCAUUGUCCCAUGCAACCAAGUUUCCAAGCACGGCCGAAAUGAUGCUGUUCCACGCAACUGUGAUUGGCCCCUUCUUUUGUGGCGUUAUCGCACAAAAGGUGUUUGGGUGGGUGGCACACCGCCGCAUAGCUGGGGAGGACCGCGAUGUUUUACGCCUCAACAAGGCAGAGUUAGCAUGCUCUGAGUUGUGCAACGGCAGUCUCGUGUACUGGCGCCAACGCACGAUUCAGCUGAACAACCUUGUACUACUCCUGGUUAACUACUGCAUGUUUAGCAACUUCUUUGUUCAGUCUGUUGCCUCUAGUUCAUUAACGUGGCGGGGUGUCGGGCUGAUAUCCCUUGUGGAGUUGACGUUGUACGCCGCGACAUGCUUGGUGGGAUGGCUGCUGGCUUCGCUGAUUGCGUGCACACCCGAGGAUCGAAUUGCGCUUUUUUUUACGUUUGUCACGAAGUCUGAAGUUCUUGUCGUUCCCAUCAUCCUUCACCUUUUUCAGGAGAAUCGCCAGGCUGCCGUGAUACUACUGCCCUCAUUGAUGUACCACCUGAUCCAGGCGUUUGCGGCGGGGGUGCUGAGCUUCCCGCUGCGUCGGUGGCGGUACCAGUACAACUGCCGCCCCGGCACGACGCUACUUCCCCUGCGCCUCAGCCGCGUGAACCGUGUCCCUGCAACGAAGUCGUAG